GAAAGGAAUCGCUGCACUCUCCCCUGGGGACGUCGGUCAGGCGAGAACUCUGAAAAACUCUGCUUUCAGUUUUGGUUCAUGGAUGAGACGAGAACCGUCGACACAAGAGAGAGUUACCUCUGGCGUGGGCACAACAAGCGGUCAAUUAGUUCCAAAGAAAGAAGGAAAUGUAACCAAGAAAACGUCCGAUAUAAACACCGGCAAUCAUUUCAGGCGUAAGUGUCCCGACUUAAAUAGAAAUAAAGAAACCCUAAAGCAAGAACCUUGGCUUGAGGGCUUAAUGGUUCCGCAAGGCGAGCAGGCGGGCAUGAAAUCCCCGGUCAAAGUGCAAAGACCCACGGAAGAAAAGUCGUCGCCCUAUAACCGCCGUGUACGUCAGAAAUGUCUUCGUGGUCAAAAUCAGAUCAGUACAAAGCCUGAAAAUGUAUUUCCAUCGGAUAAGACUUCUCGUCCCAACACACCCAGCACGAAAAUGACCACGAACAAUCAAUUAGAAGAGGGCAAUCAAACUGAACAGAAAUGUGCUUCAAAACAAGUUAGUUCGACCGCAACAAAAUCCACUACGGCGAGUAGUAUCUAUCAAAACUCCUUUCGAAAAAUUAGAAACAGCCCAAUAUUUCACCACCUGAUAAGAACGUUAGUUGAACAUUUUGGCAAAAUACGCCUGCCAAGCAGACAGAAUUUCCCCGACCCAUCCUCCAAACCCGCCUCUGGGAGGGCGACCCCCACGAAAAGCCGAGCAAAUAAGGCUUCGCCCCCGUGCCACGAUGUUGCCGUGGCUGCUGACCUGCCACUGGGAACACACCCCUUGGCGAACGCCUUCACGAACACUUCCGAUUCCAUCGAGGCAGUAACCUAUUUGGGCGAGUCCAACAUAAACAGCCAGCGGAAAAUCAAAAUCAGAGUCUCCGUGAAUCCGUCUAAAAAGAAAGUUGGAAAUAUUUCAUACCGAGAAUCUGUUGUAUCAAGCUACGACGAAAACAGAAUUUAUCUUCCAAUGGUGCGGGAAUCUCCGCAUUCUGUGUCACCAUACACGGAUCUGACGUUAGCCGAACAAG
Molecule: messenger RNA, 1058 nt
Organism: Lymnaea stagnalis (great pond snail)
Lineage: Eukaryota; Metazoa; Mollusca; Gastropoda; Lymnaeidae
Source: the annotation of a GenBank genome assembly